AACCCUAGCGGAAUCGCGCUCCCGUGCCCGCAAACCCUACCCCUCGCCGCCACCCCGCCGCCGCGCCCCCCCCUCGCGAGCAGCCAUGGCUGUCGGGAAAAACAAGCGCAUCUCCAAGGGGAAGAAGGGCGGCAAGAAGAAGACCGUCGACCCCUUCGCCAAGAAGGACUGGUAUGACAUCAAGGCCCCGUCGGUGUUUAGCGUGCGGAACGUCGGCAAGACUUUGGUGUCCAGGACCCAGGGUACCAAGAUUGCCUCUGAAGGAUUGAAGCACAGAGUGUUUGAGGUCUCCUUGGCUGAUCUUCAGAGCGAUGAGGAUCAGGCGUACAGGAAGAUCAGACUUCGUGCAGAAGAUGUGCAAGGAAGGAACGUGCUCACAAACUUUUGGGGCAUGGAUUUUACUACUGACAAGCUGAGGUCACUGGUGAAGAAGUGGCAGACCCUCAUUGAGGCUCAUGUCGAUGUCAAGACAACUGACAAUUACAUGCUCAGGCUUUUCUGUAUUGGCUUCACCAAAAGACGCCCCAAUCAAGUGAAGCGCACCUGCUAUGCGCAGGCGAGCCAGAUCCGUCAGAUCCGGCGUAAGAUGGUGGACAUCAUGUCAAACCAAGCCUCAACAUGUGACCUUAAAGAGCUUGUAUCGAAGUUUAUCCCAGAGGUCAUUGGCAAGGAGAUUGAGAAAGCAACAUCAAGCAUUUUCCCACUCCAGAAUGUCUUCAUACGGAAGGUGAAAAUCCUGAAGGCACCCAAGUUUGACUUGGGAAAGCUGAUGGAGGUGCACGGUGACUACAAGGAAGAUGUUGGUACCAAGCUGGAGAGGCCUGCUGACACUGACGAAGCCAUGGCUGGACAGGAGGUCGCCGCUGCAGAGUGAUGAUGCUUUUGGGUUACUUUUCUGUCGUUUAUGUUUCUAGGAACCUAUCGUAAGUUGGUGAUAUGAACUUCCCAGUCAACGUUUGAUACCUGCUUUGCGCCACACUUUUGUCGAGACCUGUUCUGUGGCUGCAUGAUUUCGUAUGAAAACUGAAGAAUAUUUGCUGGGUUUUCCGUUUUGGCCAGUAAUUCAGAUGGAAUGGAAAGAUCAAGUCUGAAAGUCUUGCGUGCCCA
Panicum hallii is the source of this 1107-nucleotide messenger RNA. Its product is annotated as 40S ribosomal protein S3a-like. Gene Ontology annotation, biological process: translation. The coding region runs from base 86 to 874 and encodes 262 amino acids. The transcript has 6 exons. Gene Ontology annotation, cellular component: cytosol; ribosome. The record is from RefSeq and is a predicted model, not a curated record. NCBI's taxonomy places the organism in Eukaryota, Viridiplantae, Streptophyta, Magnoliopsida, Poales, Poaceae. Gene Ontology annotation, molecular function: structural constituent of ribosome.